CAACGUUCUUAUGUCAUCUUUAAACCCUGUAUCUCUGCGCAAGCUCCUCCUCAUGGAAACCCUAACCCUAAACCUCUCCUCUCCCCUCAUCCGCCAUAGUCCUCAUCUCCGCUCUCGAUUCAUGUCCUGGUUCUCUUCAACUUCGGUUGCCAGAGCUCCAAUGCCGGCCAUUGCAUUUGGGACCUGGCCAGUGAUGUCCAGAGCUCAAGAUUUCCCAAUUUCUGGCACGGAUGGAGCUUUGGUGGGGUUCAUCACUGGGAAGAGCAAGGUGACAGAGUUAGCUCACUCUGUGUGGAGAAGCCUUGUACAAAAGGGAGAUGCAGUUGUUGAUGCUACAUGUGGCAAUGGCCAUGAUACGCUUGCAUUGCUCAAAAUGGUAGCUAAUGGAUCAGGUCGGGGUUGUGUGUAUGGGAUGGACAUUCAACAGUCUGCGAUAGAGAACACCUCUUUAUUAUUAAAGGAGUCAGUGAAUGAAGAUGAGAGGGAAUUGGUUAAGCUCUUUCUGGUUUGCCAUAGCAAGAUGGAGACUGCUAUCCCAAAAGAUACUCCUAUCAGGCUCAUAGUGUUUAAUUUGGGAUAUCUGCCCGGAGGAGACAAAACAAUUAUCACAACGUCAACAACAACAUUAAUGGCAUUACAGGCUGCAAGUCAUAUAUUGCAUUCUGAAGGGCUAAUAAGCAUGGUGGUUUAUGUCGGGCAUCCCGGUGGCAGGGAGGAAUUACAGACUGUUGAAUCUUUUGCGUCUAGCUUGCCGACGGAAUCUUGGGUUACUUGCAAGUUCGAGGUGUCAAACCGACCAACUGGUCCAGUCCUCGUACUUAUAUUCAAGAAAUGAACUUCAGAAACAUCAACUGUUAAAGUUCAUCUAAGAUCGCUUAACGAUCAGUAAAAUUGCAAAAAUUCUU
This is a messenger RNA of Dioscorea cayenensis subsp. rotundata (Guinea yam), 905 nucleotides long. Its product is annotated as putative rRNA methylase YtqB. NCBI's taxonomy places the organism in Eukaryota, Viridiplantae, Streptophyta, Magnoliopsida, Dioscoreales, Dioscoreaceae. The record is from RefSeq and is a predicted model, not a curated record. The coding region runs from base 11 to 835 and encodes 274 amino acids. The transcript is spliced from 6 exons.